AUGAAGGAUGUCAGUCAUUUUCAAAUCAAAGGAUCAUUUAAUCAAGAUAAUAAUAGAAAUGAAAAUAAUCAAAUUGAUUUAAAUUUUCGUAAUAUAAAUGAAGAUGAAAUAAUUGAAAUUCUUCGACAUCCAUUUUGUCAAGGUAUUCAACAAAUGGUCAAUGUACAAAAUCUAAAUGAGAUUCAAGUUCAUCGAAAAACACUUCUAGAUGAAAUUCAGCAAAUUAUGAAAGAUCAUGGAUUUUCUAAAAAUAGAAGUGAAACAUGGAUAAGUGAAAGUUUAAGAAAAGUUUUAAAUUUUCAAAAUAAUGGUAUACCAAUUGAAAAGCGUUCUCAACAAAGAAUAUUAGAAUUAACAUUGAAUAGACGACAAUAUAAUCAAUUUCGUUUCAAUGAUGUUAUUCCACAAUUUCGAUCAAAAGGUUCCAGCAAAAGUGUUUAUAAUUAUGAAGGUAUUCCAGGUGGAGCCUGUCAAUCAAAAGCAUCAACCAUAUCUCCAACCGUUGAAAGAAAUAUUGGAAUUAAUAAAAAUCAUAUUGAUAAAUUUAAUGAAUGUAUUGAAUCAAUUAAUGUUCUUGAUCCUGAUGAUCCAUUUGUUAAAAAUAAAUUUUUACGUUAUAUAUCACAAAAUAAAUUAAAAUCAUCUAUGAUAGCUAUAUCUGUUAUUUAUGAAAUCAAGAAUUUAACAAUAAUUUUAAUGGAUGAAAAUGGUUGUUGUAUUGAACGAUUAUUGAUUCAUACAACAGAAAUGAUUAUUAAUCAAAUUGGAUCUAAUAUUACAUUAGCUCUUGCAAGUUUACUGCCUGGUAUUGGAAGUUUUGCUAUUGGAGUUCUAGGUAGUCUGAUAUUUGGAUUUAUUGGAAAGAAAAUUGGUGAAUUAAUAUUUAGUUUAUUUCCUAAGAUUGCAUCAGGUGAAGGACCACCAAUUUCAGAUUAUUUUUCGUUUGUUUAUGGUUCAAAUAAUUAUUUUGGUGAACCUUUAAAUGAAUAUAAUUUCCAAACAAUCUUAGGAAUACCAAAGUCAGAUUAUCCAGUUAAUAUUAACGAAGUUGCAUUUAAAUCACCGAGCAACGAUUAUGAAGAUCAAUUCGUACAAAUGGCAUUUCAAUGUCCGAAAUAA
Rotaria sp. Silwood2 is the source of this 1119-nucleotide messenger RNA. The record is from the annotation of a GenBank genome assembly. Lineage: Eukaryota; Metazoa; Rotifera; Eurotatoria; Philodinida; Philodinidae.